Molecule: messenger RNA, 654 nt
Organism: Thlaspi arvense
Lineage: Eukaryota; Viridiplantae; Streptophyta; Magnoliopsida; Brassicales; Brassicaceae
Source: the annotation of a GenBank genome assembly
AUGUCUCAGCUCAAUAUUAUUGCUAUGAAGAAGAACUCGAUGAGGAAGAAUAAGAAAUUGGUUAUAAACAUUGCUCUAAAAAAGGAAACUCUUGCUUCAAGACUGGAAGCUGAUCAGCAGGAUCUUGGUUCUUCAAGAGAGGAUGAGAAAAAGAGUCUUGAACCAUCAGAGAAGCGAAGAGAUGUGUUACAAAGGGAUUGUUCCAAAGCUGAAGAGAUCGAUGGUUCCAUUGAUGAAGAUGAGGCAAUUGAUGAUGAUCAUAUUUCUAGUGCUGGAGAUGGAGUGAUGCGUGAGGUUGAUGUCGGUACAGGGUUAUCGGGAGCAUUAAACCUUCUCAGGGAUCAAGGAGCUUUCAAGGAGAAGAAGAGCAAGCUUGUAGUUGUUAGGGACAAUCAUGGAGAUGACAGAUUUAGAGAUGCGUUCAAGGAGAUUAGGAUUGAGAGGAUGGAUGAGUGUGGCAGGGUAUUGACUAUGAAAGAAGCGUUUCGGUCACUGUCUCAUGGAUUCCACGGGAAGAAACCUGGCAAUAGAAAGCAAGAGAAACGGGAGAGGAAGCACGAAGAUAAGACAAAACAGAUGGAAUCAUCAGAUAGAGCUGUGGAAAGAAUCAGACAAGUUCAUGCUGCGUUGAAGAGUCCUUACAUUGUUAUCUAA